AUGUUUCGAGACGGACUGCUGAAGGCGGCACAGACCACAGGAGCGUGGAUAAUCACGGGAGGUCUGGAUUGCGGCGUCGUGAAACACGUGGCUCGAGCGCUCGACGAUGCUGGUAUAUCAGCAAGAAUGCGGUCGAAAAUAGUGACGAUCGGCAUCGCUCCAUGGGGAAUCGCAAAAGAUGCUCAUGUCCAAUACGACCCACAUGCGUUCGGGUCAUCGCAGGGCAUGGGUGUGCUAAACGAUCGGCAUUCGUACUUUCUUCUCGCUGAUAACGGCACGAGUUCAAGAUACGGAGCUGAUCUGCACCUUCGGCAAAAUCUCGAAAAUUACCUCGCGGGUCGAGCUGAUGAAGACGGCUCAAGGAAAAUGCCUGUAGUUUGUGCCGUUUUGGAAGGCGGCACCAAUUCUCUGACAGCUAUUCAUCAGUAUUUGACGCAG
Ostertagia ostertagi is the source of this 438-nucleotide messenger RNA. Lineage: Eukaryota; Metazoa; Nematoda; Chromadorea; Rhabditida; Trichostrongylidae. The record is from the annotation of a GenBank genome assembly.